GAACCUGAAUUUCGUAGAACCAGAAAAAACCUAUUAUAUUCAUAAAUGAAGGAAUUAAUCAUAUUUAUUUUUCACAGACGGAGUUGAAGCCUCAUGAAAUAGAGACGGCAGAAUUUUGUAUCGAAGUUUUUGGUGAUAACGAUAAAACCUUGGAUGGGACGCUUUUAGGAAAAUUUGUUUAUUGCAUGGGACUGAAUCCUAGUCUAGAAAUUCUAGAAAAAGUGGGUUUAACAAAGAAAGAAGGAGAGAAGAAAUUCAAAUUGGAUGAGCUAAUACCCAUCGUGGUACAGUUAAGGAAGGGAAUCAAGGACUACGGAUGUUAUGAGGAUUUCAUAGAAUGUCUCAAGUUGUAUGACAAGAAUGAAAAUGGUUUUAUGCAAGCUGGUGAACUGAACCAUUCAUUAUUAACAUUAGGUGAAAAAUUGACAGACGCACAAGUGGAAGAACUAUUUGAAGACUGCUUAGAUGAAGAGAACGAUGAUGGUGAAAUACCAUACAUUCCUUUCCUGAGAAGAAUGUGCGAAUUGGACCCUCCAUUGAAACCACAGAAGAAGAAGUGAACCAGUAAUUACUCUUUUGAUAAUGCUGCCUGUGCUUGUGAAUAUGCUACAUAACGCUGCUUGAAAAUAACAAAUAAACAGAUAUACACUGCC
Leptinotarsa decemlineata (Colorado potato beetle) is the source of this 653-nucleotide messenger RNA. RefSeq names its product myosin light chain alkali. NCBI's taxonomy places the organism in Eukaryota, Metazoa, Arthropoda, Insecta, Coleoptera, Chrysomelidae. Gene Ontology annotation, cellular component: muscle myosin complex. Gene Ontology annotation, molecular function: calcium ion binding. The record is from RefSeq and is a predicted model, not a curated record.